CACACACACACACACACACACAAUCGGAAUCAAAGCAAAAAAGAACUUAGAGAUAGGUCCUCAUGGCUUUCGAGAAGACCCGCCAAUUUCUUCCUCCGCUUCACUUUGUUCUCUUCCCUUUCAUGGCUCAAGGCCACAUGAUCCCCAUGGUGGAUAUUGCAAGGAUCUUGGCUCAGCGCGGGGUGACUAUUACCAUUGUCACGACGCCUCACAACGCAGCCAGGUUCAAAGAUGUCCUAAACCGGGCCAUCCAGUCAGGCUUGCACAUUAGGGUUGAGCAUGUGAAGUUUCCUUUUCAAGAAGCUGGUUUGCAAGAAGGACAAGAGAAUGUUGAUUUUCUUGACUCAAUGGAGUUAAUGGUACAUUUCUUUAAAGCGGUUAACAUGCUUGAAAAUCCGGUCAUGAAGCUCAUGGAAGAGAUGAAACCUAAACCAAGCUGCCUAAUUUCUGAUUUUUGUUUGCCUUAUACAAGCAAAAUCGCUAAGAGGUUCAAUAUCCCAAAGAUCGUUUUCCAUGGCGUGUCUUGCUUUUGUCUUUUGAGUAUGCAUAUUCUACACCGAAACCACAAUAUCUUACAUGCUUUAAAGUCGGACAAAGAGUAUUUCUUGGUUCCUAGUUUUCCAGAUAGAGUUGAAUUUACAAAGCUUCAAGUUACUGUGAAAACAAACUUUAGUGGAGAUUGGAAAGAGAUCAUGGACGAACAGGUGGAUGCUGAUGACACGUCCUAUGGUGUAAUUGUCAACACAUUUCAGGAUUUGGAGUCUGCCUAUGUGAAAAACUACACGGAGGCUAGGGCUGGUAAAGUAUGGAGCAUCGGUCCGGUUUCCUUGUGCAACAAGGUAGGAGAAGACAAAGCUGAGAGGGGAAACAAGGCAGCCAUUGAUCAAGACGAGUGUAUUAAAUGGCUUGAUUCUAAAGAUGUAGAGUCGGUGCUGUAUGUUUGCCUUGGAAGUAUAUGCAAUCUUCCUCUGGCUCAGCUUAGAGAGCUCGGGCUAGGCCUCGAGGCAACUAAAAGACCAUUCAUUUGGGUCAUAAGAGGUGGGGGAAAGUAUCAUGAACUAGCUGAGUGGAUCUUAGAGAGCGGUUUUGAAGAAAGAACCAAAGAGAGAAGCCUUCUCAUAAAAGGAUGGUCGCCUCAAAUGCUUAUCCUUUCACACCCUGCCGUUGGAGGAUUCCUGACACAUUGUGGAUGGAACUCAACUUUAGAAGGAAUCACCUCAGGGGUUCCAUUGAUCACUUGGCCAUUAUUUGGAGACCAAUUCUGCAACCAGAAACUGAUCGUGCAGGUGCUAAAAGCAGGUGUAAGUGUUGGGGUUGAAGAGGUCAUGAAAUGGGGAGAAGAGGAGAGUAUUGGAGUGUUAGUGGAUAAAGAAGGAGUGAAGAAGGCAGUGGACGAAAUAAUGGGCGAGAGUGAUGAAGCAAAAGAGAGAAGAAAAAGAGUCAGAGAGCUUGGAGAAUUAGCUCACAAGGCUGUGGAAGAAGGAGGCUCUUCUCAUUCUAAUAUCAUAUUUUUGCUACAAGAUAUAAUGCAACAAGUAGAAUCCAAGAGUUGAUUGUAUAUAUUGUUGUUGUUUGUUAAAUCAUUGUGCGUGCAUGUAAUAUCUUAUCAGUUAUUUGUUGGGUAAUCG
Messenger RNA from Arabidopsis thaliana (thale cress), 1628 nucleotides. RefSeq names its product UDP-glucosyl transferase 73C2 (gene UGT73C2). The transcript has a single exon. Gene Ontology annotation, molecular function: UDP-glycosyltransferase activity. The record is from RefSeq and is marked reviewed. The coding region runs from base 63 to 1553 and encodes 496 amino acids. Lineage: Eukaryota; Viridiplantae; Streptophyta; Magnoliopsida; Brassicales; Brassicaceae.